CGUUCUGUUUAAUUUUAAAGAUAUUUUCCCGAUUCGAAGUUUAUGCGCUGCAUUUCCUAAUUUGCGCCGUGAAUUGUUUUGUUUUCCCGGAACCGUUUCCACGCGUCUUGUACCGUAUAAAAAAAGAACUACACGACCCAUGAACACCCGCUCUCCUGUCAUUUGGUUAUAUUCAGUAUUUUCUCUGUCAUUUAAAAUCCUUUAAUUGCUCAUUUCAGAAAUAUGAAAAUAGACUGCUAUUUGCUCAGGCUAUACCCUGAGAUAUAGUUCUCCCAUUAUAGAGUACAAAUAAACUUUGAGCGGUUUAACUUCUACACAUGACAUGACCUUUAUCCGGCAACGGCGCUGCUCUGAAAGCAAAAGCAGAAGAAUGUCUGAACACGUGGGUUAGUUCCCAUCAUCGUGCACGCGCACGCACAUUGACCACUCGACCCCGAGCGCGCGCGAGGUUCGUGCUGUCAGGACCUGGUCGAACUCCACUCAAGACGAGACACCAAAUUUCUCAGCAAAGUAGUAAACUCUGACUGGGGGAAGUGAGGGACAUGGCUGAGGACUUCACUCCUUUAGACUGUCUUCUGUCCACAGGAACCCAGAAGAUCUGCUUGGUCAUCCUAAAUCAGCCAGUGGAGCCUCACUUCUUCCAUGUGCUCUGGAAUAAAGCUGUGAUCCGAGCAUGUGCAGACGGCGGCGCCAACCAUCUUUACCGACUGACAGAGGGCGAAAGGGAAAGUUUUCUACCGGACUACAUUAGUGGAGAUUUUGAUUCAAUUACGGCCGAGGUCAAGAAUUUCUACUUAGAAAAGAAGUGCAAGCUGAUUGAAACAGCUGAUCAGGAUCUGACAGACUUCACUAAGUGCAUGGCCCUGAUGCUGGAGGAGAUCAAGAAGCGACGUGUGCAGGUGGACACCAUCGUCACGCUGGGAGGCUUAGGAGGGCGAUUCGACCAGAUCAUGGCUACGGUGGAGACGCUUUUUCACAUUCAGAAGAUGUCCGAGAUCCCUGUAGUGGUCAUCCAGGGCUCCUCUCUGGCUCGUCUGCUCCGAGAGGGCAGGAAGCACCAGCUAUAUGUGAACACCGGUUUGGAGGCCGAGUGGUGUGGUUUGAUUCCAGUGGGUGGCCCCUGCCUUACCAGUACCUCGGGGCUCAAAUGGAAUUUGGACAAGCAGGUGCUGGAGUUCGGGAAGCUCGUCAGCACGUCCAACACGUAUGAAAAGCUCAACGGCAAAGACGAGAGAAAACCGGUGACCAUCACCACAGACAGACCUCUUCUAUGGACUAUGGGUAUUAAAACAGAGGAACUGAAUCAUUAGGAAAUGUGUGUGUGUGUGUAUAUAUUAUAUAUACACACACACACUCAAAAUCCAUGAUCUGUUAUAAUAAUAGGCGAUUUUUGGUAUCCUCGGAUUUAUUAAAACAAACAAAAAAAUUGAAGAAUUAUCACAAAACAGAACAUGAAAUUUUGAAAUUCAGUCCCAGUCCAUUAUCCAGCGUUGUUCCAUGCUUCCAAUAUCCAAAGAGGUUCAAAACCGUGAGGAUUCAACCACCA
Molecule: messenger RNA, 1546 nt
Organism: Silurus meridionalis
Lineage: Eukaryota; Metazoa; Chordata; Actinopteri; Siluriformes; Siluridae
Gene: tpk1
Product: thiamin pyrophosphokinase 1
Exons: 9
Coding region: 543-1310 (255 amino acids)
Biological process (GO): thiamine diphosphate biosynthetic process; thiamine metabolic process
Molecular function (GO): thiamine diphosphokinase activity; thiamine binding; ATP binding
Source: RefSeq, a predicted model, not a curated record